AUGGCCUCUCCUGCAGAGCAGCUUCCCCCAGGAUGGGCCGCAGAAUGGGACGCGACACAUCAGCGAUACCUCUUCAUCGAAACGACCACCGGACACACUCAAUGGGAACCUCCGGCCCACCCUGGUGGACACGAAAACGCGCCCACCGGGUCUCCUCCGCCAGUCGCUCACCACGGAAAGCGUCGUCAGUACGCUGCAGGCCAAACACACGCGUACUAUGGCGGAGAUGGUCUCCCUGACCCUGCUUACGGUGCUCCUGCUCCAGGACUCCAAGCCCAGCCUCAGGGAGGACAGCUUUUCACACCCGGUCUUGUCGCAGAGAAUCAAUUCGCCGCGCAGCAAGCUCAGCAACCACCAGCGCCAGGUCAAGCGCCGUACUACGGACAGGCCGAACCGGAGUAUAUCAACGGGCCAGGCUUCAACCAACCGCAAUACGGGCAGGCUCCCGUCGAUGCGCUCGCCAACCAGUUCGGACAGAUGGGUGUCGGCCAGAAGCAAUUCCAGCUUUACACGACCAACCUCCUCACAUCACCGCCCGAACCUCGCGAGCUGCAACGUCCCCCGCCUGAAAUUCGCCUCCCGCCCAACUCGUGUGUUUCGCCCUCGCCCACCGCCAACGGCGAUCCCAGUUAUUUUAGAUCAACCAUCAACGCGAUUCCGACAACGUCAUCGCUUUUGAAUAAAUCGAAGCUUCCCCUCGCCCUCGUCAUCACGCCUUAUCGUUCGUUGAAUGAAGGAGAAGAGCCUGUCCCUCUUGUCACGGAUACGGUGAUUGCUCGCUGCCGCCGAUGCAGGACGUACAUCAACCCCUAUGUACAGUUUAUUGAUGGAGGCAAUCGCUGGCGAUGCUGUAUGUGCAACAUGACGAACGAGGUUCCUCAGCUAUUCGAUUGGGAUCAAGUUCGCAAUCAACCCGGUGACCGCUGGGCUCGUGCAGAGCUCAACCACUCUUGUGUCGAGUUCGUUGCGCCGACGGAGUACAUGGUCCGCCCACCGCAGCCUGCUGUCUACGUAUUCUUGAUUGACGUCAGCCAUACGGCCGUCCAAUCCGGCAUGGUAGCGACUGCGACAAGGACAAUCUUGGAGAACCUUGACCGUAUCCCCGACGAGGACGAGCGGACAAAAAUCGCCAUUAUCUGCUUCGACGUGUCGCUCUACUUCUUCUCUUUGCCUCCCGGUACUACCGAGUCAUCCAUGCUCGUCGUCUCUGACGUCGACGACGUCUUCCUGCCAAAGCCGAAUGAUCUCCUCGUGAAUGUUGCAGAAGCUCGUGCGUCAUUAGAGGCUCUCCUUGGCAAAAUCGGGGAGAUGUUCCAGGAAAACAGCAUCAUUGGAAGCGCUAUGGGUCCAGCCCUACAAGCGGGUUUCAAGCUGAUGGCGCCUAUUGGUGGCAAGAUUAUCGUAUUGUCCUCUACUCUCCCUUCGGUCGGCGCUGGUGCCCUUAAGAAUAGAGAAGACCCCAAGAUCCUCGGCACUGCCAAGGAAUCUGGCCUGCUGCAAGCCGCCUCGCCGUUCUACAAAACUUUCGCCAUUGAGUGCUCAAGGACGCAAGUUUCGGUCGACAUGUUCUUGUUCAGCUCUGCCUACCAGGACGUCGCUACUCUUGCCUGCUUGCCUCACUACACCUCUGGUCAGACAUACUAUUACCCUGCCUUCAACGCUGGUCGGACGGAGGAUGCCAUGAAAUUCGCACACGAGUUUGGAGAGGUCCUCGCUCAACCUAUCAUGUUGGAAGCGGUUAUGCGUGUUCGUGCAUCAAGAGGUUUGCGCAUGGCCUCAUUCCACGGCAAUUUCUUCGUCCGUUCGACUGACCUUCUGGCUAUGCCUGCGGUUCCUCAAGACCAGUCCUACGCCAUCGAGGUGCAGAUCGAGGAAGCAAUUACAACUCCCUUCGUUGUCUUCCAAACUGCUGUUCUCCACACAACUUGCUAUGGCGAGCGCCGUAUUCGUGUCAUCACCCUCGCGGUGCCCACAACGACGAACCUCUCAGAAGUAUAUGCCUCGGCUGACCAGAUCGCCAUCGUCACCUACUUCGCGAACAAGGCCGUCGAGCGCUCAUUGACGCACAAGCUCGAAGAUAGCCGCGACUAUAUUUUCGCGAAGCUCGUUGAGAUCCUGGUAGCGUACAAGACGAGCAUGACUUCAAGUGGAGCAGGUGCUAGCGCACAGUUGGCCAUCUCGGACAACUUGAAGAUGCUGCCUGUGUUGGUACUGGGUCUGUUGAAGAACGUUGGCAUUCGUCAAAGCGCUCAGAUACCUCCCGAUAUCCGCGCAUACUCCCAGGCUCUGCUAACCUCGUUGCCCUCCCAACUGCUCAUUCCUUACCUCUAUCCUUCGUUCUAUGCCCUGCAUAGUAUGCCUCCUGAAGCCGGCACAAUUGGAGAACAAGGUGUCAUCCUCCCUCCUGCGCUUCCUCUCACUUCAGAACGACUUGAGAGGCACGGUCUCUUCCUCAUCGAAGAUGCCCAAACCAUCUUCCUUUGGGUCGGCCGAGAUGCAGUACCACAACUCAUCAUGGACGUCUUCGACCUGCCGAGCUACGAAGCCCUGCGCGGUGGCAAGACAACCCUUCGUGUCCUCGAGAAUCCCUUCUCUCAGCGCGUCAACGCCGUCAUCCAGAAGACCCGCGAGCUACGCCGCGGAGUGUACUACCCCCACCUCUACAUCGUCAAGGAGGACGGCGAGCCGCCGCUCCGCCUCUGGGCCCUUAGCAUGCUCCUCCAGGAUCGUGCAGAUGUACUGCCGAGCUACCAGCAGUUCAUCUCAUCGCUAAAAGACAAGGUGAUGCAAAGUGGCGGAGGUGGAGGAUAUUGA
This is a messenger RNA of Cyclocybe aegerita, 2814 nucleotides long. Lineage: Eukaryota; Fungi; Basidiomycota; Agaricomycetes; Agaricales; Hemipholiotaceae. The record is from the annotation of a GenBank genome assembly.